Molecule: messenger RNA, 1671 nt
Organism: Hippocampus comes (tiger tail seahorse)
Lineage: Eukaryota; Metazoa; Chordata; Actinopteri; Syngnathiformes; Syngnathidae
Gene: kcmf1
Product: potassium channel modulatory factor 1
Exons: 7
Coding region: 256-1452 (398 amino acids)
Biological process (GO): synaptic signaling
Cellular component (GO): plasma membrane
Molecular function (GO): zinc ion binding
Source: RefSeq, a predicted model, not a curated record
GCGCGCCGUCUAGCGUCGUUCGCCAGCACUGAAGUGAUAAGUGGCUGCCUUGGGGAGGGGAACGCUAGGCACGGGAAUCCAUCUUGGUAAUAAAAAACAACAAACCAAAAAAAAAAACAAGCCCCCCCCCUCCAAACAAAGAACAAGGGAAGCGAGAGCGACAGCUUCCCCGGUACUCUAUCUCCCCGUUCUCACAUCGUCGACGGCGCUGUGGGGGAGCCCCGGGAAGGGCUUGCUUUGUGGGCCGCUUGUAGGAUGUCCCGUCAUGAGGGUGUGAGCUGCGACGCUUGUUUGAAGGGAAACUUCCGGGGAAGACGCUUCAAGUGUCUCAUCUGCUACGACUACGACCUGUGCGCGUCGUGCUACGAGAGCGGCGCCACCACCACGCGACAUACCACAGAGCAUCCCAUGCAGUGUAUAUUAACCAGGGUAGACUACGAUUUGUACUAUGGCGGCGACACCUUCUCGCUGGAGCAGCACCAGGCGUUCACAUGUCCUUACUGUGGCAAGAUGGGCUUCACGGAGACGUCUUUGCAGGAGCACGUCACCGCCGAGCACCCCGAGACCUCCACCGAGGUGAUUUGUCCAAUAUGCGCCGCCUUGCCCGGCGGGGAUCCCAAUCAUGUUACAGAUGACUUCACAGCCCACCUCACACUUGAGCACAGAGCACCUAGAGAUUUAGACGAGUCCAGCAGCGUCCGGCACGUGCGGCGGAUGUUCCACCCCGGGCGGGGACUGGGCGGCCCCCGAGCGCGACGCACCAAUAUGCACUUUACCGGAGGCUCCACGGGCGGACUGUCCUCGUCCACGUCGUCGUCGCAGAGCUCCACCUACACGCCCAGCAACAGGGAGGCCAUGGACCCCAUCGCGGAGUUGUUGUCGCAGCUGUCGGGCGUGCGGCGCGCAGCGGGAGGCCAGAUCAACUCGUCGGGGCCGUCGGCCUCGCAGCUGCAGCAGCUCCAGAUGCAGCUGCAGCUCGAGCGGCAGCAGGCGCAGGCGGCGCGACAGCAGGUCGAGACGGGCCGCCACGCCACCCGGCGCGGCAACAACCCGGCCAACGCGCCGGCCUCGGCCACCGCCGCCAUCCCACCGCCCAGUGCGGCCGCCGCCAACACGGGCGCGCCCGCUGAAAGCAACCCCUCGUCCUCGUCCCACAACUCUCAGUUUCUAUUAGCGCGGCUGAACGAGCCCAAGAUGUCGGAGGCCGAGCGCCAGCUGGCAGAGGGCGAGCGCGCCGACCGCAGCCUGUUCGUGCAGGAGCUGCUGCUGUCCACGCUCAUGCGCGACGAGAGCUCGUCGUCCGACGAGGACGAGCGGCGGGACUUCGCCGACUUUGGCGCAAUGGGCUGCGUAGACAUCAUGCCCCUUGACGUGGCGCUGGAGCACCUGCAACUCCGCGAGAGAGCCUCCUCCUCCUCCGCCGCCAAGGAGCCUCCGCCGCCGCCUCUUUGAUGUCCAGGCCGUGUGCAGACUCUGUCCCACCUGCUGCAACUGUCAGUGAUGGACGCCACCCCUCUCCCUCCAAAAGCCCGUCAUCCCAUAUUUUUUUUUUUUUUUGUAGGGGGGGUGGGUGGCAAUGAGGAUUUUGGGAGCCGGGUGGUGUGAAUGUAAUGUCAGGCAAAUUUUUUUGUUUUUACGUGUAAGUAAAACUCUAAGGAGCAGCAUACAUGA